Lodderomyces beijingensis is the source of this 1311-nucleotide messenger RNA. The record is from the annotation of a GenBank genome assembly. Lineage: Eukaryota; Fungi; Ascomycota; Pichiomycetes; Serinales; Debaryomycetaceae.
AUGAUCCGAUUGGUCGGAUUUGGCUCUACCUCGUUGAUUCUUGCAAUUUACUUGAAAGGGCUCGAUAUCGAUGAAUCCUUGAUUGGUAUUUUCAUGACCGUCACCUUUUUGGGUGAUUUGAUCUCGUCGUUUUACCUUGCGCUCAUUACGGACAGGGUCGGUAGGCGCAAGAUCUUGAUUUUGUGCUGCUUGUUGAUGGGGAUCACGGGGUUGACGUUUAGCAUUGUCGACAACUAUUACGUUCUUUGCACGGUUGCAUUUUUGGGGAUCUUGACUCCCUCAGGUGGCGAGGUCGGGCCGUUCCGCACGAUUGAACAGAGUGCCAUUGCCAAGUUGUGCGACACGAGCAAGGAUCGUUCGGAUAUUUACUCGUGGUAUACUUUUUUGGGCAUGUUUUGUGGAGCGUUUGGCUCUUUUCUAGCUGGGUUCAUCGUUGAUCUUACGAGAGACGUGUGGCAGUUUAGUGACUUGCAGAGCUUUAGGGCUGUUUUUUGGGUUUACACUGGGUUGGCUGUGCUUAGCACCGUUUUAUGUCUCCUGAUCAGCCCCAAGAUCGAAGUGGAUAAAACGAGACGCGAUGAAUCUGUCCUCGUCGCUGACGAAGCAAGUCCAUUGAUUGCUUCUGAGGUUGCAGCGGAUGGAGCGGAUGAAACGGCCGAGGGAGGGUCAGAGUCGGCCACCACCACAGCCCAAAAAAAGAGCAGGGUUUUCAAUUUCCUUCCUCGUCAUUUAUCUACCCAUACAUACGUCAUCAUCGUCAAGAUUUGUGUUUUAUUUGGUCUUGACUCGUUUGCGUCUUCGCUUACGCCGCUAUCAUGGAUAUCAUACUAUUUGAAACACAAGUUUGAGAUUCCCUCUUCAUUCUUGGGUUCAGUUUUCUUUACAACGGGGAUCAUCAGCGGCAUAACUUCCUUGGCUUCAACGUCAAUGACCAAGAGGUUAGGAGCAGUAGUGACCAUGGCAGGAACCCAUUUGCCAGCGUCAUUCUUGCUCACUUUGAUCCCAUUCCCACUGUCAAUACAAACUACAGUGGCCAUUCUUGUAGUGCGGGCCUCGAUGCAGUCGAUGGAUGUCGCACCCAAACAUGUAUUUUUGGCAACGUUGGUGCCGGACGAAGACCGUACUGCCGUUUUCGGAUUCGUCAAUGUCGUCAAGACCCUAGCUCAGAUCGUGGGACCUAGCAUCGUGGGAGUCUUGACAAAGAACGGGUUGCAAUGGGUUACAUUUGUCGUUGCCGGUUCACUAAAGAUUAUUUACGAUUUCGGAGUCUUGAUCACAUUCAUGACUUAUAAUAGACACAUAGAACAUUGA